CAACUUGCCAAGUAUAGGAUAGGGACUAGCACAAUAAUCAAAUCACAAUAAGAGCUAAAAGUCCACCUAUCAUGCAUCCAUCAUUCAACCAUCCACAAUCGAUAAUGUACUCAAUCAUUUGCUAUAUUUGCGGCAAAAUUAUUAUUAUUGCCUAAUAAAGUAUAACCUUAAUUUUCCCAAUAUUGCUGAGGUCAAAGAGUACACAUUCAUACCUUUGAUUAGCACGAAGUACUGAAAUUUGUCGUCCUGCCCACUUGUUCCCAUGUCCUGAUCACAUUACCCUUUCACAAACCCUAGAGGGUUUUUCAUUUCCAAAAAAAAAAAAAAUAUUAAUUCCAGGGGCUUAAUUAUUGCUAUAUUUUAGGUUCUUGUGUAGACUUUGGAGACUUGCGACUUUUUUUUUUGCUGAUGCAAUUUGAGAUAAAUGAUAGAUUACGAAUUUCUUCUUUGGGUAAUGAGAUAGAUCAGCUCGUUUCUUGAUUUAAUUAAUAAAAUGCCAUGAUGCAAUCAUGAUAAGUGCACCGUGUAUAAGAACUUGCCUUGAUCAGAUAUUAUUUUUGUGUAGAUAUUCCUCUCCUAAGUCAUAAGAUAAACUUGAGAAGAAAAAGUGAACAUGUACGUACCACAAUUCCAAAGAUGGAAUUAGAAUACAUGGAUUUUUAAAAUCAAUCAUUGGAUGGCUAAUGGAACCUCUGGCCGGCCACUUGCCGUACAAUUUGAAGAGGGUCUAAUCUCAAGUUGGGAUAUUUGACAAAUUUAGCAUUGAGAUAGCAUAUAUAUUGGAUUACGUCAUUACAACCUCUCGAGUUUGAAGUAAUAUAAUUAUGAAAAUGCCGUCUGAUUAAUUUUGUACCAGAAAAAGAAAAGUACUAUUCAAUUUGGGGGUAAGGAAAGACAAAUUAUAUAUGAUGAGAUGAUAUUAAUAAAAUUACGUGACGACUAUAAUUAUUAACAUCUCGUUUGUAAAUUACAUAUUGUAUAACGAAAAUGAUUUGAAUAGUACUCGAUCACAGAACGAUUUAUACGAGUUGGCUCAUUGCUAAUAAUAUCUGUUUGAGACCACUGAAAAUUGUUGAGGCCUAUGCCUUUCCUGCUUUCCAUAUGAACUCUGCCAAGAGAUUAGCAUCGAGGGCAACAGAGUGUCAUUUUCAGGUUGGGACAGCAGUUUGUUCAAACGACGACAACGAAGAAGAAGAAGAAGAAGAAGAAGAAGAAGAAGAAGAUGGACAAGGCCACAAGGAGGAAUGGCAUUCGGAAAUAGUGUGGGCUUUUAUGUUUCUGGACCAUUAUACCGAGAGAAUGUGGGCUUGAAGAUAAGCGUGCUCUCAGUGGAUCCGAGUCUCUGGCCCAAUGGUAAAGGAGGAGAGGGAGAUCCCAAGUCCAUUGUGUAUAUACUAUAUAUGUACUAGUUUAUAUGAAAUUAUGAAUGAUUAGAACCCUCCAUCAGUAUUUGAUCUAAAUUUAUAUAAAGUCUAUUUAUAUUUGAAAAAAAAAAUAUUAGGGGAUUGUCUACAUGGUGGAUUGGAAAAAUGAAUUAUCUGAUAAAUAUAUAAAUUUUGGAAAUGUAGAAAUUUUCAAAUAUAUUAUUUGUUCAAAGAGCUUAAAGGUGGUUUGUAUCAUUUCUUACAUCGUUACUAGUUUUCCCCUUGAUAAUUACCCAAUUAUUUUGUUCUUUACUUCAUUAAAUAGGAAGGCAAACUCAUUAUCCUCUACCAAUUCUCAUGCUCACCAACUAACAAACAAAAAAUAUCAACCCUAAUUCAGAUGAACUUUUACACCCACAAUUGAACUUUUAUACCCUUAAAUCAUAAUAGUCGGUAAGAUACAACGCCAAUAAGUUAUGAUAAAAUAUAUGCGUCUAU
This is a messenger RNA of Linum trigynum, 1862 nucleotides long. The record is from the annotation of a GenBank genome assembly. Lineage: Eukaryota; Viridiplantae; Streptophyta; Magnoliopsida; Malpighiales; Linaceae.